Messenger RNA from Oryctolagus cuniculus (rabbit), 1497 nucleotides. RefSeq names its product protein SSXT-like. The record is from RefSeq and is a predicted model, not a curated record. NCBI's taxonomy places the organism in Eukaryota, Metazoa, Chordata, Mammalia, Lagomorpha, Leporidae. Gene Ontology annotation, biological process: positive regulation of transcription by RNA polymerase II. Gene Ontology annotation, cellular component: nucleus. Gene Ontology annotation, molecular function: transcription coactivator activity.
UCAGGACUUGCCGAUAGUGGUGAUGGCAGCAACAUAUCUGUGGCGUUCGCAGCCCCGAGGCAGCGAGACAAGGGGGAGAUCACUCCCGCUGCAAUCCAGAAGAUGUUGGACGAAAAUAACCAUCUUAUUCAGUGUAUAAUGGACUAUCAGAAUAAAGGAAAGACCUCAGAGUGCUCUCAGUAUCAGCAGAUGUUGCACACAAACUUGGUAUACCUUGCUACAAUAGCAGAUUCUAAUCAAAAUAUGCAGUCACUUUUACCAGCACCACCCACACAGAAUAUGCCUAUGGGUCCUGGAGGGAUGAGUCAGAGCGGCCCUCUCCCACCUCCACGCGCUCACAACAUGCCUUAAGAUGGAAUGGUAGGUGGGGGUCCUCCUGCACCACACAUGCAGAACCAGAUGAACGGCCAGAUGCCUGGGCCUAACCAUGUGCCUAUGCAGGGAUCUGGACCUAAUCAACUCAAUAUGACAAACAGUUCCAUGAAUAUGCCUUCAAGUAGCCAUGGAUCCAUGGGAGGUUACAACCAUUCCAUGCCAUCAUCACAGAGCAUGCCAGUACAGAAUCAGAUGACAAUGAGUCAGGGGCAACCAAUGGGAAACUAUGGCCCCAGGCCAAAUAUGAAUAUGCAGCCAAACCAAGGUCCAGUGAUGCAUCAGCAGCCUCCUUCUCAGCAAUUCAGUAUGCCACAAGGAGGAGGGCAGCAUUACCAAGGACAGCAGCCACCUAUGGGAAUGAUGGGUCAAGUUAACCAAGGCAAUCAUAUGAUGGGUCAGAGACAGAUUCCUCCUUAUAGACCACCUCAGCAGGGGCCACCACAGCAGUACUCAGGCCAGGAAGACUAUUAUGGAGACCAAUACAGUCAUGGUGGACAAGGUCCUCCAGAAGGCAUGAACCAGCAAUAUUAUCCUGAUGGUCAUAAUGAUUACGGUUAUCAGCAACCAUCGUAUCCUGAACAAGGCUACGAUAGGCCUUAUGAGGAUUCCUCACAACAUUAUUACGACGGAGGAAAUUCGCAGUAUGGCCAACAGCAAGAUGCUUACCAAGGGCCACCUCCACAACAAGGCUAUCCACCCCAACAACAGCAGUACCCAGGGCAGCAGGGUUAUCCAGGACAGCAACAGGGCUAUGGUCCUUUACAGGGUGGUCCUGGUCCUCAGUAUCCUAACUAUCCACAGGGACAAGGUCAACAAUAUGGGGGUUACAGACCAACACAGCCUGGACCACCACAGCCCCCCCAGCAGAGACCUUAUGGAUAUGACCAGGGACAGCAUGGAAAUUACCAACAAUGAAACAGUACUUACAUUCCAAUAGCCAGUAUCUGUUAGCAGCCAUAUUGUCACCUCAGCACUGUGGACACCUCCCUGUGAAAAGAUCCUUUCAUUCCAUCUAGUUUUUGGAAAAACCUUGUGGAUAAGUGGCUGUUUCAUCAAUAAGCAGCCUUUGUGGUUUAGUUGUAAAAGGCUUUAGUAGCUCAUUUCACAUUUCUACUCUCGAUG